Messenger RNA from Oikopleura dioica, 414 nucleotides. The record is from the annotation of a GenBank genome assembly. NCBI's taxonomy places the organism in Eukaryota, Metazoa, Chordata, Appendicularia, Copelata, Oikopleuridae.
AUGCAGCAAGAGGAAGAAAGAUCCAACUCUCCCACCAGCAUUACCUCCCUAACUUCUCUUUUCGCCCAUUUACCUCCCCUCCAACAGCGGCCAGCGACUCCACGAAGAAUUCAGGAGCCCCGGCCACAGCUUUUCGUGACUCCUGAUGGCAGAAUCGUCGACAAUCCAUCUCACCCCGGGGACGAACAAAACGAGAUAACAGAAGACGAAAGGAUCAGAAGACAUGCUGCAGUAGAAAUAAAACAGUUGAGCGAAAAGGAAGCAAAGGAGAUUUGCUCAGUUUGCCACGAAAUUUACGAGGACGAAAAAGGGGCGGUGCUUCCAAACUGUCAACAUGUCUUCCACGAGAAAUGUAUCAAAAAAUGGCUCGAUCAGAAAAAUACUUGUCCUCUUUGUCAAACAACUGUCGCAUAA